Molecule: messenger RNA, 1071 nt
Organism: Danaus chrysippus (African queen)
Lineage: Eukaryota; Metazoa; Arthropoda; Insecta; Lepidoptera; Nymphalidae
Source: the annotation of a GenBank genome assembly
AUGUCCGAUCCAACAAUUCAAACAUUUUGCUGUCAUCAUACAGAAAAUAAGGAAGACUUAGCAAUAAAAAUUAUGAGUGAAUUUAAUACAGAAUCAUAUAAUUCAGUAUGUUUAGUGUCCUCAACUAUUGGAAUACUCGGCUCUAUAUAUCAGAUUUUCCCAAGGCCUCUGCGAAAAAAUCAAACCAGACCACUAAACUGUUCUUCAGUACGAGGAAGAAGAAUUAUAAUUUGGUUGGCAAUUGCAGAUUUAUUAGCUGCUCUUGGUGUUCUGGUAAGGUCUUCACUAUGGCUACAAUACAAAAAUAUUAUGCCCAUGCCUAAUGAUGAUGUGAGUGUAUUAUUUUGCAGCAUCAUUUCUGCUUGGACGCAAUAUUUUUACACUGCUACCUGGUUUUGGACUUUGUUUUAUGCAAUAGACACAUGGCGAUCAAUCAGAGGAUAUGAUUCUCAGCCAGCACUUUAUCAUUCUUUGGCAUGGGGGCUACCAGCUGCAACCACAAGUAUAGGGCUAUCUAUUCUUUAUUUACCAAAUGCAACAUGUCACCAUAUAACAUCUGUUUCAUCAGCUCUACUUAAAAUUUUACCCAAUUAUUGUGCUACAUACUUGCCCAUAGCCAUAGUAAUGGUGGCAAAUCCUAUUAUUUACAUCAUGGCUAGCAGGAAGAUUGAAAUGACUGUAUCUCUUCCUUUGGCUCAGUUUACAAGCAAGGAAAGGCGUGUGGUUGAUACAUUAAGGUUAAAGUUUUUUCUAAUAAAUGCUGUUUUUUACAUCUGUUGGUUACCAAAUCUUAUUAAUGGGAUUUUAGUGUGGACCAUGUGGUUUAAUAUGCCUGUUACAGUUAUUAUUGUUAUAUGGUAUAUUAUGGCCCUCUUGAAUCCAAUGCAAGCUUUGUUGAAUGCUAUGGUGUAUCGAAAGUGGAAUACCAGUGAAAGACGUUUUAAGCCGUCUGUGCCAAGCUUCCAAAAAUUUUUCCAAAGCAAUGAAGAACAAUCACCUCUCCUAGGUUCAGAGCCUCCGCGUUUGCCACUCUCUCCUAUUCCAGCAAUUAAUAAUUAUGCUACUUUGUAA